AUGGUGGAAUUAGAAGAUGAUCCACAUUUUUUAAAAAAGAUUAUGUGGACUGAUGAAGCAAGGUUUCACAACAAUGGUACUGUAAAUCAUCAUAAUAAUCACUUUUGGAGUGAUUCAAAUCCUCACCUUUUUAGUGAGUCUCAUAAGCAAGUUCGUUGGGGAGUUAACGUAUGGUGUGGAAUAAUUGAUAAUUUCUUAGUAGGUCCAUAUUUUUUUGAACAUAAUUUAAAUGGAAAUAGAUAUCUCAAUUUAUUAGAAAAAGAUUUGCCAAUUUUGAUGGAAAAUAUUCCACUGCAACAGCGCUUGGAUUUAAUAUGGCAGCAAGACGGCGCACCAGCACACAAUACAUUAGCUGUACGUGCAUUCUUGAACAAACUUUAUGGAGACAACUGGUUUGGAACCCAUAGCCCCAAAAUGCAAUGGCCACCACGUUCACCUGAUUUAAGUGUUUUGGACUUUUUUUUUUGGGGUUAUCUAAAAAAUGAAGUUUACAAAGAAGAGUUAAAGAAUGUAGAAGAGCUCAAAACAAAAAUAACAGAAUGCUGCAAAAAUAUUAAAUCUUCAGUGAUAAGUAAAGCUACAUCAACUGAAGUGAUGAAGCGUUUAUCAUUUUGUUUAGCCGCAAAUGGCAAACAGUUUGAACACUUAUUAAAAUAUAAUUAA
Aphis gossypii (cotton aphid) is the source of this 663-nucleotide messenger RNA. RefSeq lists its product as uncharacterized. Bases 1 to 663 code for a protein of 220 amino acids. The record is from RefSeq and is a predicted model, not a curated record. NCBI's taxonomy places the organism in Eukaryota, Metazoa, Arthropoda, Insecta, Hemiptera, Aphididae. The transcript has a single exon. Gene Ontology annotation, molecular function: nucleic acid binding.